Messenger RNA from Spodoptera frugiperda (fall armyworm), 2102 nucleotides. Its product is annotated as organic cation transporter-like protein. Gene Ontology annotation, cellular component: membrane. The transcript has 4 exons. The record is from RefSeq and is a predicted model, not a curated record. Bases 213 to 1697 code for a protein of 494 amino acids. Gene Ontology annotation, biological process: transmembrane transport. NCBI's taxonomy places the organism in Eukaryota, Metazoa, Arthropoda, Insecta, Lepidoptera, Noctuidae. Gene Ontology annotation, molecular function: transmembrane transporter activity.
ACAUUGAUAGCGCAAGAGAAUGGCGUGCGGCUGUGCGCGAGCGCAACUCUUGGUACAGUACGAGUAACAAAGCAAUGUCCUCAGUCUGCAAUAGUGGGCCGUGUAGUGCAGAUCUCCGCAUUCACUUAACUCAGUGCCCAUGACAACAAUAUAGCGUGACAGUAUUAGCCUUCAACCAGUGAUUAUACUGCUAUACUUAAAUUCAUGCUAAAAUGAACACCAUGGAAGUGCAGGAGCGAAACGUGAAGCCCGCAGUACAACAAGAUUUGAUUCAGAAGGUGAUUGGAUCAUUUGGAAAAUACCAUCUUUGGUUAUGUCUUUUGAUAUUCUUAACGAAGUUCCCAGUUGCCUUCCACCAAAUGGCCAUUUUGUUUUUGUCACCAAAGGUGUCAUAUAGCUGUGGCGGUUCAGAACUUAAUAAUACAUGCCCGUGUCCUGACCCGGUCUACGAUACUUCAAUAUUCACGAAUACUAUCAUAACAGAAUGGGAUUUGAUCUGUGAUAGAAAAUGGCUCACGAGCUUUACGCAGACAAUAUUUCAAUUAGGAACAUUAUUGGGCAGUGUUUUCUUUGGAAUGGCGUCAGACAGGUUCGGAAGAAAAAACCCUCUUCUAGUAGCUGUAGUGAUGCAGAUAGCGUGUGGUGUAGGCGCUGCGUUUGUUCCAGAUUACUGGACAUUCACCUUUUUAAGAUUUAUCAUUGGGAUGUCAGUGGGUGGCACUAUGGUCACUGGAUUUGUCAUCGUUAUGGAGUUCGUGGGAACACAGUACAGAGAUCUCAUCUCAGCCCUUUACCAAGCCCCAUUUAAUUUGGGCCAUAUGGCAUUGCCCCUUUUCGCAUACUUCUUCAGAGAUUAUUCUGAUUUUCAAUUAUCAAUAUCUGCUCCUGUAGUAAUUCUGCUAUCAUAUUUCUUCCUCAUCCCUGAAACGCCCAGAUGGCUCAUAGCAGUUAAACGUACAGACGAAGCUAUUGAAGUAUUGGAACGAGUUGCUAAAGUGAACAAUCGCCCCACAGAUAACAUCAGAGCAGAUAUCGAGGCGUACCAGGCAUCUUUAGAGAAACACCAGCUGAAGAAAGGAAACUUUUUAGAUCUCUUUAGGACUCCGAAUCUUAGAAAGAACAUUAUAGCCAUGGCAUUUAACUGGUUGGCGUGUAGCUACUGUUUCUAUGGCGUAUCGCAGUAUGUGGGUCAGUUGAGUGGCAACGUUUUUAUAAACGUAGCGUGCAGUGCAGGUGUCACUUUACUGGGCACGUUCUUAGCCAUACCUUUGAUGAAAGUUAUGGGGAGAAAAACGAUCGUAAUUACAUUCCACAUUAUUUGUGCCAUCUGCUUGUUAAUAUUGGCGGUGAUACCGGAAGGAGUGGGCUCAGUAAUUAGUGCCAGUAUAGGGGUAGUUGCCAGUUUUAUUGUAUUUUUGGUUGUAUAUUUAUAUUGUACCGAGAUGUUCCCAACUGUUGUUCGAAAUGCUGCUCUGGGUUUCUCGUCGAUGGCAGCUCGGAUUGGUUCUAUGGUAGCACCCUUUGUGAUAGGAAUGAGAGAUACAGCGUUGUGGAUGCCCCCAGUGGCGUUUGCUAUUCUGCCACUGUUAGCAGCCUUUAUAACUUUAUGUCUACCAGAGACUAAAGGUUGUGAAUUGACAACCACUAUAGAAGAGGGUGAAGCGUUUGGAAAAAAAACGAAACCUCUGAAAAAAUAGACUUAAAUGUACAAUAAGGAAAAAUAGAGUAAAGUAUUUUAUGUAAAUAGUUAAUGUGUGUGUAGAUUUUAAGUAAACAAAUUUGUAAAUAUAAUUCGGCGAUUGAAUCCGUACAUAGGAAAACAGUGAUUAUAAUGAACCAAUAGGUUAAGGUAACACCGCGAAAAAUCACACAACAAAGAAAUCCUGUGAGGAAAAUCACGAAGAAAAGGUACUUAUAGAAAAUAUUAUUUUUUCUUUAUGUUUUGAUUAUGUGAUCAGCUGAAGAGUGAUGUGAAUUUCAGCAAGACCAUUCCCAAGAAUCAUUAUUAUAUGUUACAAGAGCAGGUAUGCGCAAACUGCUCUUGUUUAAUAUCUUCUCUGGUAGUUAGUACCUAAGCACGGAAGUAGCACUGUGAUACGACA